Molecule: messenger RNA, 1788 nt
Organism: Phanerochaete carnosa HHB-10118-sp
Lineage: Eukaryota; Fungi; Basidiomycota; Agaricomycetes; Polyporales; Phanerochaetaceae
Exons: 9
Coding region: 1-1788 (595 amino acids)
Cellular component (GO): cytosol
Molecular function (GO): NADPH-hemoprotein reductase activity; flavin adenine dinucleotide binding; FMN binding
Source: RefSeq, a predicted model, not a curated record
AUGUCCGGCUCUGCCCACGACCACGAUCACCUCGACGAACGAGAGCUCACCAUCCUCUAUGCAACGGAAACUGGAAACGCACAAGAUGUUGCAGAACGUAUUGCUAGACUGUGUCGACGUUUGCACUUUGCCGUGCGGCUGUACAGCGUAGACGAGUACCAAGUCGACGACAUCUUUUCGAUGCAUCUCAUUAUCUUUAUCGUCUCAACGACAGGCUCAGGCCGUGAGCCGCGCUCGAUGACCCGCUUCUGGAUGUCACUUCUUCGUGCUGACCUCCCGCACGACCUCUUCGACCACCUGGAGUUCGCAAUCUUUGGUCUCGGCGACACUGCCUACGAGAAGUUUUGCUGGCCUGCUAAAAUGCUUGAGCGGCGGCUUUUGACCCUUGGUGCGACCAAGGUCGUUGAUAGAGGAGAGGCAGACGACCAACACCAGCUCGGAUUGGACGGUGCAUUAGACCCGUGGAUUGAGUCCCUGUCGGAUGCGCUCCUCAAUUUGUUCCCACUGCCUCCCGGCCUUGAGGUCAAGCCGGGUGGUAUUCCGGAGCCUCGUGUGAGCAUCAUUGAAGGCCAGCCGGCCGCUCUGCCGCCGGAUACCGGCUUGUUCAAGGGCUACUACACGGCCACCGUCUCCAGAAACACGCGCAUAACCGCUUCGGAAUGGUAUCAAGACGUCCGACAUUUCGACCUUGACUUCGACGAAGAUUUAGAGUACUCACCAGGAGAUAUCGCAGUUGUAGAACCCGAAGCAUUUGCACCAGAUGUUGAUGCCUUCCUACAAUGUGUUGGCUGGCUUGACGAAGCCGACAAUCCCUUCUCUGUGAAGCACGUUCUGCCAGACCAGUCGUUGCCCACUCGCCUCCCGCGAACUCUAACCUUGAGAACCCUCUUUACGCGCCAUCUGGACAUCAAUUUUGUCCCACGACGGUCGUUCUUCGCUCUUCUACGGCAUUUUACACCGGAUGAACUCGAGCGGGAGAAGCUCGACGAGUUCUUGUCGCCUGAAGGCGCCGAUGACUUGUACGACUAUUGCCAAAGCGUGCGGCGCACGGUACGAGAAGUCUUCGAAGAAUUCAGAAGCGCCAAGGUACCGAAAGAGUACCUCUUCGACCUCUUUCCGCCGCUGCGGCCUCGCGAGUUCUCGAUAGCGAGCUCAGCACUGCGGAGCCCGCGGCGCAUACAACUAUGUGUAGCCAUCGUGAAGUACAAGACAAAGCUGAAGAUACCAAGACGAGGCGUGGCCACUACGUAUCUUGCAGCGUUGCAGCCAGGAGACAAACUUCAAAUUCGCCUCAAGAAGGGUAUCGUACUGCUGCCUCCUGACAAGGCCACGCCUGUAAUAUGCAUCGGACCCGGUACUGGCAUAGCACCCGUACGCGCGCUCAUUGAGGAGCGUGUCGCACGGGGUGCAAAAGCGAACACGCUUUACCAGGGCUGCCGUUCCGCGACGAAGGACCAGCAUUACCGCGAGGAGUUUACCGCGCUCGCCGCUGACGAAGACAAGCAGCUCGACUACCGCGUCGCAUGCUCGCGCGACGGCCCGCCUGGCGUAAAGCGCACAUACGUGCAGGACCUCAUCGCCGCGGACGCGGAGCGCAUAUGGGAGCUCAUGGGCGUACGAGGCGCGUGGGUCUACAUUUCUGGGUCUUCGAACAAGAUGCCAGCGGGGGUCAAAGCUGCGGUACAGGGUGCGCUCGAAGGAUUUGGGCAGAAGACGGAGGCUGAGGCAAAGGAGUUUAUUGCGAAUAUGGAGAGAGCAGGGAAGCUGAUCGAAGAUUGCUGGGAUUGA